CACUAACCGGAAGUGCCACUGCAAGCUGACGCUGCCUCCAUUUGAGCCAACCCUCUACUACUGCUGCUGGUUUAUAGCUAAGAGAGACACAAAUCAAACUAAACCAAACAAUAUAUAGACCGAUUCAAAUGGCCGGGACGGCUUCAGUAGCUGGCGAAGUGUUCGUCGAUGCUUUGCCGUAUUUUGACCAAGGUUACGACGCAGCAGGAGUCCGAGAAGCGGCUGCAGCGUUGGUGGAGGAGGAGACCAGAAGAUACCGACCUACCAAGAACUACCUGAGCUACUUGCUCACACCUGACUUCACUACUUUUGAGACAGAAAUUAUGAGGAAUGAAUUUGAACGGCUGGCGGCUCGUCAACCCAUGGAUCUCCUGAGCAUGAAGAGAUAUGAGCUGCCAGCGCCCUCAUCAGGACAAAAGAAUGACAUCACAGCGUGGCAGGAGUGUGUUAACAACUCAAUGGCCCAGCUAGAGCACCAGGCGGUCCGCAUAGAGAACCUGGAGAUCAUGUCGCAGUAUGGAACCAACGCAUGGAAAGUCUACAACGAUAACUUGGCCUUCAUGAUUGAGAUGGCUCAAAAGGAACUUCAGAAAUUCAGGAAGCAAAUUCAAGAUUUAAACUGGCAGCGUAAGAAUGAUCAGUUAGCAGGAGGAGCCAAACUGCGAGAGCUGGAGUCAAACUGGGUGUCUCUGGUCAGUAAAAACUUUGAGAUCGAGCGGGCCAUCGUCCAGCUGGAGAACGAAGUGACUCAGCUCAGACAACAGCAGGGGGACGAGAACAAAGAGAACAUCCGACAGGACUUCUAAAGCAGCAGCAACUUUCACCCUCGUAACACUGAUCCAAAAACUGAUGAUCCCUCAAUCAGAAAGAUGUCAUUUUGUUUCAUUAGCUGACUGCACUGAGAAGCAACCUGAUUGAGGAGAUUUCAUGUGAAACUGCAUCAUCAGGUUACUUAGACAUUCAGAAGGAGUGGUCCACAAACCUCAGUGACAACACACAUUUUACGCCUCUAUUCUAGAAGUGGUGGGAUGUGGUAUAAUGCAACUUUUGGAUCCUACCUUUCACAGAUUUUUAAAGCGAGAUUAUGUAUGGCUGAUAGAAGACAUUCAUUUUACAAAUGGAAAGUUGAAUUCAUAAGCAAUAAGUCACAACUGCUCACCCAGUAGCUUAUGGUGGCUAAUGCUAGCAAGCUUUUCUUCUGUUAUACUAGGAUUUUAACACAUGUGACAUUAUUCAGAAGAAGUUACGUAAUCUCGCUUUAAAGUUUGAUUUAUACCAGCAUGUAGAUUUCAGUCUACCACCAGGUGUGUUUAGAAUUUAUUGUACAUAGUUUGUCAAGUCUGUCGGAGACAUUAUCUCUGUGAGCCCUGCCUUGACUUCAUCUCCUUUUUUUUAUGCUGUUUUAAUAAAAUAAAAAUUUCUUGUA
Molecule: messenger RNA, 1426 nt
Organism: Sebastes umbrosus (honeycomb rockfish)
Lineage: Eukaryota; Metazoa; Chordata; Actinopteri; Perciformes; Sebastidae
Gene: bcas2
Product: BCAS2 pre-mRNA processing factor
Exons: 7
Coding region: 129-806 (225 amino acids)
Biological process (GO): mRNA processing
Cellular component (GO): catalytic step 2 spliceosome; Prp19 complex; precatalytic spliceosome
Source: RefSeq, a predicted model, not a curated record